AUGGCCUCAACAGACUCGCCCAAGAAGAACUACAACAUCGCCGUUGUUGGUGGCGGCAUAUCAGGCCUCACCCUCGCCAUCACACUCCUGCGGUAUGAUAUACCCAUCACCGUGUACGAGGCAGCGCCUCACUUUGGUGAGAUAGGUGCUGGUGUCUACUUGGGCCCCAACGCUGGACGAGCGAUGGAGCUCAUGUCCUCCAAAAUUCACGAUGCCUUUAACAAAGUCAAAACCGGAAACCAGUGGAAAGAGAGAGAAGACUCAUGGUUCACAAUUCGCGUCGGUGACGCCCGCAAAGCAGACAAGGAGGGCUAUGUCAAGCCAGGCAAAAAGGUGGGCGAUGCCCUCUUCGAUGUGCCAAUGAAGGCUGGCGGCGAUCGAGGAGGCGUAUACCGAGCAGCGUUCCUGGACGAGCUGGUCAAGGACGUCCCAGAUAGCGUGGCUCAGUUCGGCAAGAGGCUUGUCGACUUGAGUAAUGCGAAUGACAACUCUGGAGACAUGGUACUGCACUUUGCGGACGGCACAACAGCACAACAUUCUGCCGUCAUUGGGUGCGACGGCAUCAAGUCGAAGACAAGACCGUGGCUGCUCGGCAAGGACGAUCCUGCAUCAGACGCCCAGUACUCAGGCAAAUACGCCUACCGAGGCUUGAUACCCAUGGACAAGGCAGUGGACAUGCUGGGCGAAGAAGUCGCACGAAACAGCUCCAUGUUCCUUGGCUAUCAUGGCCACAUUCUCACAUUCCCUGUACAGAAGGGCAAAACGAUGAACGUCGUUGCCUUCAAUUCAAGCAAAACUUGGGACAAUGAGAAAUGGGUUGUCACCACGUCCAAAGAGCAAAUGGAUGCCGAUUUUGCCGACUGGGGCCCAGACGUCCAAAAGAUUGUAGGUGCCAUGGAAAAGCCCGAUAUAUGGGCGCUCUUCAUGCAUCCGCCUUGCAAGACAUACUACAAGGGCCGCCUGUGUCUGCUGGGCGACGCCGCACACGCAACGACUCCCCACCAAGGCGCCGGCGCUGGCAUGUGCAUCGAGGACUCUUACAUUCUCGCGAAUCUGAUCAACGAGGUAAACGAUGUCGGCGAUCUGGAACGAGCGUUCAAGGCAUUCGACCAGGUCAGGCGAGAGAGAACACAGAAGAACGUCACAACAAGCAAAGAAGCGGGUAUGUUGUAUGACUUCGAGCUCCACGGCGAUGAUCUGGACAAGAUCGAGGAAAGCUAUCUGAGCAGGAUGCAGUGGAUUUGGGAGAUUGAUCUGGAAGACCAGUUGGAAGAAGCAAAGAAGAUAUUCCACGGCCAAAGCACGAAGGUCUAG
This is a messenger RNA of Ascochyta rabiei, 1314 nucleotides long. RefSeq names its product Salicylate 1-monooxygenase. The record is from RefSeq and is a predicted model, not a curated record. Gene Ontology annotation, molecular function: FAD binding. The coding region runs from base 1 to 1314 and encodes 437 amino acids. The transcript is spliced from 2 exons. Lineage: Eukaryota; Fungi; Ascomycota; Dothideomycetes; Pleosporales; Didymellaceae. Gene Ontology annotation, biological process: secondary metabolite biosynthetic process.